AUGAGCUCAAAGAUUCACACUCCUUUCCAGAUCAGGGAUUUCCAAGACCCGAGAAUGUCCGGACAAUAUUUUCGCACGGGAGUUCCGGAGCACCUCGUCGAGGAGGAAGGCCCCUCGGCUAAAGACGAUUAUCACUGGACGAGGAUCGAUAUCGAAAAGAUGCUGCAGUUGUAUUUGACCUUCUGGCCGCAAAUGGGGUCACGGGGCAAAUACGACACCCUCAAGGAGCUGUUCAGUGCCAUUGCCGUAGAAAUCAACCACAGUCUGACAUCGAAACAGGUUCAGGACAAAUUCAAUCGCUUGAAAAAAAUGCACAAGAAAGUCAAGUAUGAAGACAACAGUGGGGGCACCCGCAGCUUCGCAUAUGCAAAGUACUUCGAUCAGCUAGAGACUAUGGACGAGAAUUUUCGCAAGGAGAUGUUGACUCCGUCAACAACCCGAUCGAGAGCCGAUCAGAUGGAAGCAGCUCCGCCGUCGCUGGAUGCGGAGCAGACCGCAGAAAGUGCCAAUGCCUGGGGCGAGGCAGGAGUCUCGCCGGGCUCUGAAUUUUAUUUCAUCGAUUGCGCUCUAUCCGCCUUGAGAACCAGGAAGCUGACUCCGGUCGAAGGAAUUGUUCUCACCAUGAAGCAGAACGGAGUUGCUGCCAAACGCAUGCUGAAAGCCUAUCAAUCUCGGACGGAGCUUCUCCGCGACGAAGCAGAGAAGGACCGAAAGCAGAAGGAGGAACACUUCAAGAAAUGGGUGGAAUUGAAAGAGAAAGAACUCUCCAUCAAACAGCGGAGACUCGCCAUCGAAGAAGAGAAAAUUUCGAUUGAACGCUCGAAACAGUUUCGGUGUUAGCGAACCAGUGGCUGACUACACGCGUUCGACGUCAACCUCACAACGUGAUAUCGGUCUGGUUCUGUCAUACGGAAGAUCCCAGGGGGAAACGGCAGCCAGAGACAUUAGACCCAAAGCGUACAAAUGGAUCGCAUCCUCGAAUCGAUACGGGUUGUAUAAAUUCAUCC
Galendromus occidentalis (western predatory mite) is the source of this 1007-nucleotide messenger RNA. RefSeq lists its product as uncharacterized. The record is from RefSeq and is a predicted model, not a curated record. Bases 1 to 840 code for a protein of 279 amino acids. The transcript is spliced from 6 exons. Lineage: Eukaryota; Metazoa; Arthropoda; Arachnida; Mesostigmata; Phytoseiidae.